UCCUGGCAAAAAAGCUCCAGGUUGCCAACCUGCUGUUAUGUAUAUGUUAGUAAGAGCAAGCUAACGGAUAGUUAACGUUACAUUGAAAAGAUUUGCUGGUUUCGGUUCGCGAGCUGACAGUUUUAGUUAGUUAGCUAGGGUAAAGAGACGAAAACGGUCUCAGAGAUGUCCAGAAAACAGUUUACUUUUCGUUUAUCCCCAUGUUUGCUUAUUUGAGAGCUAUAUUGUGUCUGGGAUGAUGAAUGGAAAACCUCCUUCAGCUGCAUGGAGAUGACCUGCCACCACUUCGGUAAUGGUCAGAAUGGGGCCAGAUGUGCCCCUUCUCAAUGAGUACAAACAGGAGUUCUUCUGGAAGCGCUUCCCCCAGACAGUGUUGGGGGGUCCACGCUUCAAGUUGGGCUAUUGUGCUCCGCCCUAUGUAUAUGUCAAUCAGGCAGUCUUGUUCCUAACACCAUGGCUUUUUGGGGGCAUUGGAACUCUGCUCUGCCAGCUGCAGCUGCUUCAGGAGCUCCACGGUGCAGUGUUCUCUGGUAUGCUCAUGUUCGGGGCUGCAGCAGGUGUCCAGGCCCUGGCAUUAUAUGCUGCUCGGAGAAGGGGUACAGUGGAGAGACUUGGUGCACCCAACAUCCUAGUUGAUGAAGAGGAAGUGGAAUUCACCCACUGUGUCAGCCCAGAGACAGUUCGUUUCAUUGUCCCUGGGAAGAAGUUUGGGCUGAAUGUGGUGUUGCAUACAGUACUAGCCGGGGUGCUCUGCGGCUUUGGUACAUGGUAUGUGUUCCUUGGCAGACUGACUGCUCUCUAUAGCAGCAUUGGUGUAUCACUGGUAGUCUUUGUCCUAAGUUGGGUUACGCUUUGUAUAGCUGAGUAUUCCCUCAUUGUAAAUACGGCCACAGAGACGGCCACUUUCCAGGCACAGGACACUUAUGAGAUCGCCCCACUCACCCGGCCCCUCUACAUUCUUAUGUUCAUUUCUGUGGACUUGGCUGAUAGGUUCUCAGGCCCUUUCCCUGAGCUCCAGCUGGCCAGCCAGGUUCUCCACGUGCUGUUCGUCUUCCUACCUCUACUUUGGGCACUAGGCAUCCUGCCUCCCCUGGAUGCUUUGCUCCUUUGGGGCAUGGAGCAGGCUCUUGUGUUUGGCUUAGGAGGCUCGCCCAUGUCCAGCAACCUCGGGCUGCUGUUGAUGUUUGGUGUAUCUGCCGGCGUCGCUGUGUGUAAUUACUUCAUCCCAUCAACACUGGGUGUGGUUCUCUUCUCCAUCUCUACGGGAUUUCUGCUGAGCCUGGACCUUGGCCAGGUUGGAACAUUCUGCAGACGCAGGGCGGCCUUCGGGAGCCAUGGAUUUCACAGAGGGGGGUCAUCACCUCCUGCUCUCACUUCUUUUGGCUGGAAUCUGGGCUGCAGGGAGCUACUGGUAUAUUUGAGCCUGUUACUGGUGGCAGUGGCAGAGGCGGGGCUUUUGCAUCACUUCUUUGGUUCAGCUCAAUCCCAAAACUUGGUUACAGGACCACAGGCUCUUGUCAGUUACCUCCUCCUUGUACUCUUUUGCCUCUGCUGGGCUCUCAGAGAGAUCCAGGGGGCCUAUGUUUUUGGAGGGAUGUUCCUCAAUCCCCUCUAUCCUAAAGGUAUGUCCAAUGUGCAGACUUUCAUGCAAAGGAUCAAAGGAUUAUACACUGCUGCAGCAAUCAGAAGAGUUCUUCAUCUUGUGUCUCCAUUUGCAAUGAUUGCUUUCCUGUCUAUGGACCAGUCUCUGCAGCUGCUCCACAGGGUUUCCCUCUGUGUGGGAUUCACACGAGCUUUCAGAGUGGUGUGGCAGAGCUCAGAGGAUGCUCUGCUCCAAAUGGUGGUGGUGGUCUUGGUGAGGUUCGCAGCAGGAAACACGCUGCCAGGGUGGGAUGACCUGGGCACUGGAGUGCAGCUUCUUCUGGUGGGUCUCCUGAUUGACAGACUGACCCAGUUCCUGGCCAAGCUAAAGUUCACCCUGACUGUGUUGGUGACUUCUUGGACUGAGAAGAAGCAGCGGCGUCAAUCAGCUGGAACUCUCCUGGCUCUGAACGCCUCCCUGUUUCCAAUACUGCUGGCAGUUGUGACCCUCUCUGCCCUGCUCUCUGCCCCUCUGCUGCCCCUCUUCACCCUUCCCAUCUUCCUGGUGGGUUUCCCCAGGCCUCAGCGCAGUUGGCCAGGGCCAGUGGGCACUGCCUGUCCCUGCCUGGACUCAGUCUUCUACCAGCAGAUGAGUGGAAGUCUGGCUUCUUCUCUUAGGAUGGCCUUUGCAAGAGGAUCACUGGGUUCUUUAGCCCCAGGCUCUCACUUUCUUGGCCGCUUCCAGGACCGUAUGGUGUGGAUAAUGAUCCUGGAGAGAGGAUAUGGCUACUGUACUGUCAACAUUAAGGGUCUGGAGCUGCAGGAAACAUCUUGUCACACAGUGGAAGCACGUAGGGUGGAUGAGGUAUUUGAGGCAGCUUUUGAGCGCCCUGAGCGGCUCGGCUUCACCCAGGGCUUUAACCUGCACUGGGCGAAUUCCCUCACCCCUUGUGCUGCCAUUGCAGUACGGGUCUACUCUGACGCCCGAAAUGUGCUCUCUGGCAUCAUUGACUCUCAUGACAACUUGAAGAAAAUUCAGGAAGACUUUCUUAAAGCACUGGUCUGGAUGCUCCUCCGACACUGUGUGCAGAAACAUAAAGGAUUUCUUUGGAGCAAUGAAGAAGGGCCAGGGAUCAGAGGCAGGAAGUCGCAGUCUUCCCAGUUGGGCCAGACUACAAGCAACCAGCCACCUGAGGCUGUCAUCGUGGAAUCCAACAUGUCCUCUCUCAGGUUCAGACAGGACAGCUCUAGUUUGACCUCCUUUGGUGAUUGGUCAGAUGAGGAUGACUUAUUUGGACCUCAGCCAGCCAGGCGUACAGUGGCAUUAGUGACUGCAGAGGCCCAGCCAGGACACACAACACUGCAGACAGGGGCCUCUCUGCCGGGCUCUGUGGAGAUGGACAGCCUUUUUGAAAACAUGGCUGUCUCUGCCCUGCAGCCACUGCAGCCCCUGGGACUGGGCAUUGGGAUGCCAGCUGUGGAUAAAGGCCAAAACCCAGAGGUCUUCAGAGAGAGUCCUGGCUCUCUCCCUCAUCUCAACUUCAGUUGCCCUCAAUCGGAAGUAUUCAACCUACCAACAGGGUGGAGGACAGCACCAUUGCUACCAUCCUGCCUGCUGCAGCUCAGGGCUUUAUUUCCUGAGGACUGGUUUCGUUUUACUUUAGGGCGGUUUGGGCCCAUUGUGCCAGGUGACACCACUGAAGACAUGACCAAAGCUCUGAAGGAGGAUGAAGCCUUGAAAGAACUGCAUGCUCAGGUCGCACUUUCAUGUCUCAUCUCACUGGGGGCAGAGUCUGCCUUUACCAGUCCCAGUUAUGUUUACAGGCUUUACUGUGGAGAUAUACCAUGGACAGAAGGACUUAACUGGCUCUCGUCAAGUAAAGAACUUUACCAGCUUACACUUCGAGCUUUCAGGUUCAGUUUCAAGCUGCUGUUUGAUCAGGCAAGCCUAGGGCCUAUAGAAUCCCCUGAGGAAUUGUUCAGCACCUUGGAGGAAUAUGAAAGGGACUGGUACAUUGGCCUGGUGACAGAAAAAGGUUGGCAUGACAGCAUCCUUCAGGAGAAACCCUUCCUGUUUUCUCUAGGACAUGACCUUGCUAUGGGCACCUACACAGGGCGAGUCUUGUCCCUGCAGGAGCAGUUGGUGCAGGUGGGCCGUCUGAAUGGAGAGGGGGUGCGAGGACAGUGGGCAAACCUUUCCUGGGAGCUCCUCUAUGCUACUAAUGAUGACGAGGAGCGUUACAGCAUCCAGGCUCAUCCCUUCAUGCUAAGGAACCUAACUGUUCAGGCAGCCGAUCCACCUCUAGGAUACCCCAUUUACUCCUCGGCCCCGCUUCACUUCCCCUGCCUUUGACCUGUGGCUGAACAACAAACUCUAGAGGGAAGUGGAUGCUUUUACAGUUUGUACUCCAACAGUGAAAUGUCUUAUUCCAAAAUGAUACUUGGAAAAUUCAUGUGUAAAACCAUGAAGAAACUUUAAUCUGUUACGGAGUAUUAAAACUGUAGAUUGAGUUCAGAAAGGUAGUCAGUAGAGGAACCUAUAUUGUUUUUCCAACAUUAACUUCAAUUUUGGUGCUUCAUUUCCUGCACAACUGAGGAAGAAGCAGUUGCGUCACCACUGUACUGUGUACAAGUCGCAGUUCUUUAACUUUUAAUGCAUAAUGUGGACUACUUCCUAAACAGCACAUUUAAGAAAAAAAAAAACUCUUUUGACAUUUGUAUCUCAAGAGUUAAUGUUGAUAGGUUUCCACCAAACCACCUGCUUAGUGGUUUGUUUAUUAAUGUUUGUGCAUAAAGAGAAGUGAAUGAAAUAGCCCUUCCCCUUCUGUUGAAUACCUCUUAUUUUAUUAUACCUUUUAGAUUUUACAAUUUCCAGGUGAUUUCCACUCCACAAAAAUGGACAAGAAUAUUGUUUUGUUUAAAGUUAUCAAGGAUGUGCCUCAAGUAUGUCUUGUUGUAUGUGUAAGGUGUUUAGUGCUGUUUUGUUUACACUUGUUUACAACUUAGAAUGAAGAGUUAAAAGAAUAUGUCCAUAGCCUCCUGUUUUUAUAUGUGUAAUUGUAUAUAUUUAUAAUAAAAUAGGUUGGCAGAAGCUGUUUUAUGUUUCACUGCACAAAUUUGCUAGGGCAGAAAACUACUGAGUACUGAUUUUAUAACAAGCAUAACAAGACUGACAAACGGUACAAAACAGGAUUAUCCCAUGUUUGUCAGGCUUGUCAUGCCCUGGCAAGAGAGCUCUAAGCUGCUGAAGCAGUUGUGUCCUUGAAUGUUUCAUUCUAGAUGAGGCAAAAACCAUCUCACUCUCCAAGGUGAACAUU
Molecule: messenger RNA, 4898 nt
Organism: Monopterus albus (swamp eel)
Lineage: Eukaryota; Metazoa; Chordata; Actinopteri; Synbranchiformes; Synbranchidae
Gene: pcnx4
Product: pecanex 4
Exons: 11
Coding region: 293-3934 (1213 amino acids)
Cellular component (GO): membrane
Source: RefSeq, a predicted model, not a curated record